Messenger RNA from Arctia plantaginis, 1608 nucleotides. The record is from the annotation of a GenBank genome assembly. NCBI's taxonomy places the organism in Eukaryota, Metazoa, Arthropoda, Insecta, Lepidoptera, Erebidae.
AUGGCUGCGAUAGGUAGUGGACGGGGAGCUAUGGAUUCCCAAAACCAAGUGCAAAGUGAUACAGUAGAUCGUUUAAAAUUGCUAUAUCCUAAUGUGAACGAAGAGGAAACACCUUUACCAAGAUCAUGGAGUACUAAAGACAAAUUCAGCUAUAUCGGGUUGUCGCAAAAUAAUCUACGAGUCCAUUACAAAGGUCAUGGCAAAACCCACAAAGACGCAGCGAGCGUGCGCGCGACGCACCCAAUCCCUGCCGCUUGUGGGCUGUACUACUUCGAGGUCCGCAUCGUGUCAAAGGGCCGCGACGGGUACAUGGGCAUCGGACUGUCCGCACACGGGGUUAACAUGAACAGAUUACCUGGUUGGGACAAACAUUCAUACGGUUACCACGGCGACGACGGCCACUCGUUCUGUUCUUCCGGCACCGGACAGCCCUACGGACCCACCUUCACUACUGGUGACGUCAUUGGAUGUGGCGUCAACCUUGUAGACAACACAUGCUUCUACACUAAAAAUGGACACCAUUUAGGAAUAGCAUUCAGAGGAUUACCGCCAAACCUAUACCCAACAGUGGGACUCCAGACACCCGGCGAGGUGGUGGACGCGAACUUCGGCCAGCAGCCGUUCGUGUUCGACAUUGAAGAUAUGCUGCGCGAGCUGCGCGCGCGCACGCGCCUCGCCAUCGACGAAUUCCCACUACCUGAUGACCAAGGACAGUGGCAACAGGUCUUACACAGGAUGGUGUCGACAUACCUAGUACACCACGGCUAUUGCAGCACAGCACAAGCGUUUUCUCGCGCCACUGGCCAGAUGAUUGAAGAAGACAUCGCCUCUAUUAGAAAUAGACAGAGAGUAUCGAAACUGGUAAUAUCGGGUCGUAUCGGCGAAGCUAUCGAGUUGACCCGCUCCCUGUACCCCGGUCUACUGGAGAGAGACCUAGACUUGCUGUUUCUGCUCAAGUACAGACAAUUCGUCGAGAUGGUCAAUGGCUCCGAUUCUGAGGUGUGUGGCGAGAAGGGCGCGGCCAGUAACGGCGUGGCCACGUCCGUCAUCUCGCACACGUCGUGCGCGCCCUCCGCCAACGGACUGCGGGACAAGCAGCCCAACGGCGCAGCAGAGGGCGGCGCGGCGGAGGGCGGCGCGGGCGGUGUUGGGGGCGCGGGGAGUGCGGGGGGCGCGGGGGGCGCGAGCGGGGCGGGGGGCGACGUGGAAAUGACGCCGCCGCACGCCAACGGCGCGCACGCAGAGGGCGACGGCAGCUGCGGCACGCGCGCGUCCGUGGAGCGCAUGCUCGCCUUCGGCCGCGAGCUGUACGCCAUGAGCCAGAAGCUGCAGCAGGACCAGAUCGUCAAGUCCAUGCUAGAGGACGCGUUUAGUCUACUCGCGUACAGCAACCCGUGGGACAGUCCCGUGGGCUGGCAGUUGGAGCCCGUGCGGCGGGAAGCCGUCUGCGAAGCGCUCAAUUCCGCUAUACUCGAGGCCCAGGGCAUGAAGUGGAUCUCGCCGGUGGAGGCGUGCGUGUCGCACUCGCGCGAGCUGCUGCGGCGCAUGUCGCGCGGCGGGCUGGGCGCCUGCGCCUUCGCCGAGCUGGGCGCGCUGCUGCGGCGCUGA